Molecule: messenger RNA, 6716 nt
Organism: Varanus komodoensis (Komodo dragon)
Lineage: Eukaryota; Metazoa; Chordata; Lepidosauria; Squamata; Varanidae
Gene: KLHL11
Product: kelch like family member 11
Exons: 2
Coding region: 51-2135 (694 amino acids)
Molecular function (GO): protein binding
Source: RefSeq, a predicted model, not a curated record
UCGGCGUGGAGUAGGGAAAGACCGUUCGAGUUGGUUGAAAGGCAGCUAAGAUGGCGGCGGCAGGAGGCGGAGGAGAUUUGGAUGCUGGAGGCCAUGGUGGGCCAGAAGGUAGUCUCCUUGGGCUUGAAAUCGAGGCUGGUCCGGACGCAGAGCCGGACUCGGAGGUAUUUUCGUGCGUGGCUCACUGCUCCGAACUGGCCUGCCGACAGAAUGAGCAGCGGCGGUUGGGCCUCUUCUGUGACGUCACGUUGGCUUUCUGUGGCAGUAGCAACGGCGAGGAAGGGGGCGUGGGCGGGGCUACGUCGCGUCCCGAUCCUCCCCCUCGGGAGUUCCGCGCGCACCGCUCGGUUCUCGCUGCAGCUACCGAAUACUUCGCUCCUCUUCUCUCCGGUGACUUCGCAGAGUCGCGCUCGGGGCGCGUGGAGCUGCGCAAAUGGAGCUCCGAGGCCGGACCAGACCCCGAAACGGUGGAAGCUGUCAUCAGCUUCAUGUACACGGGCCGUGUCCGCGUCAGCCCCGGGAACGUCCACGAGGUUCUGGAGCUGGCCGAUAGGUUUUUAUUGAUACGCUUAAAAGAGUUUUGUGGGGAAUUCCUUAAGAAGAAGCUAAGCCUCUCCAACUCUGUGGCCAUCCAUAGCUUAGCUCACAUGUACUCACUGAACCAGUUGGCUUUGAAAGCUGCUGACAUGAUCAGAAGGAACUUCUACAAAGUCAUUCAAGAUGAGGAAUUCUACACUUUACCAUUCCACCUCAUCAGAGACUGGCUUUCAGACGUAGAAAUCACAGUGGACUCAGAAGAAGUUCUCUUUGAGAUGGUUUUUAAGUGGGUUCAAAGAAAUCCUGAUGAAAGAGGGAAAUACUUUGGGGAGCUCUUCAGACUUCUCCGGUUGUCACAAAUGAAACCCACUUAUUUGACACGACAUGUCAAAUCUGAAAGGCUUGUAUCCAGUGAUGAAACUUGCCUCAAACUUGUAUCAGAAGCAGUAGAAAGCCAUGCUCUCAGGGCUGAGAAUUUGCAGUUAGGUAACUUCCAACAAAUUACUUCUCCCACAACAUCACUGCCUCGCUUUGGGCAAAACAUGGAUGUUAUCAUGGUGAUUGGUGGUGUGUCUGAGGGAGGGGACUACUUGAGUGAGUGUGUGGGUUAUUUUAUUGAUGAAGAUAGAUGGGUGAAUUUACCACACAUACACAAUCAUCUUGAUGGACAUGCUGUUGUUGUGACGGAAUCCUAUGUUUACGUAGCGGGUUCCAUGGAGCCUGGUUUUGCCAAGACUGUGGAAAGAUACAGCCCAAAUCGAAAUGUCUGGGAGCAAGUUUCCAAUCUGAUAACGAGGAAGCAUUCGUUUGGUCUCACCGAGGUAAAGGGGAGCCUGUAUAGCAUUGGUGGGCAUGGGAAUUUCAUUCCUGGCUUCAAAGAUGUAGCUGUCUAUCAUCCUGAUCAAGAUAAGUGGCACAAUCUGGAAUCGGCACCAAAAAUACUCCGGGAUGUCAAAGUGAUUACUGUAGAUGACAGGUUUGUUUAUAUGGCUGCUCGCACACCUGUUGAUGGGGAUAAUGAAGAAGGGUUAAGGGCUGUCAUCAUCCGAUACGAUGCAGAUGCAAGACAGUGGCAAGACACUGAGUCUUUGCCACUCCUUGACAACUACUGUUGCUUUCAGAUGGCUGUGGCCAACACUAACUUUUACCACACAGCCUCAUGUUGUCCCAGAAGCUAUCCUUUGGAUCAUGAAGAGGCGAAGCGGAAGAUCUCUAACCAGGUGUCUGGUGACAUUCUGGAAACGUUACCACCUGAGGUUCUUAGCAUUGAAGGGGCAGCUAUCUGCUAUUACAAGGAUGAUGUCUUCAUCAUAGGUGGGUGGAAGAACAGUGAUGACACGGACAAACAAUACAGGAAAGAGGCUUACCGCUAUUGUGCUGAAAGAAAACGCUGGCUACUGCUCCCUCCCAUGCCCCAGCCUCGCUGCCGUGCUACAGCCUGUCACGUGAGAAUCCCUUUCCGGUCUUUGUAUGGCACACAGCGAUAUCCAAUGCCCCAAAACCUAAUGUGGCAGAAGGACCGGAUCCGACAGAUGCAGGAGAUACAUCGUCAUUCCUUAAGCUUGCGGAGGAUGCCACGAUCCCAGAUAGAGUGCUAAUGUGAAUAAAUGGAAUUUGAGAAAGGCCUGUUGGUGUUGCCGUGCUUGACAUGGUCUCCUAACAGUAACCUAGCCUGCUCUGUUUAAGCACUGGGGACUAUUGCAGAUCUAGCCUUCUGGGUGUUAGUUUGCCAGGAUUGCAAGUUCCACAGGAAAUCUUGAUGUAGUUUAGCCAUAUUAUGAAGGUAGGCAUUAUAACAUCUCUUGAACCUUUAGUUUUCCCUUAAGAUGAGACACAAAUAUAGAAUCCAGCGAAAUAAUUGUUCUGGCAGUUUGUAGAUAGGCCUAGGAAAUACAAAGGUUCAGCCUCUUGCCUCUCUUUCACAGGUCCCACUUGUUCUAAUUAGCUGUGUGAGAGAUCUAAUUAGCUGUGUAUUGGGACCUCUUAUCCCUCUUAAAAGAUUUAUACAGGUUGUGUUCAGUGUUGUUUCUACUUAUUUUAAAAUAUCGAUAGAACACAAUUUUAAGGUUUUUGUUUUUUAAGACUUCAGUUUUAUUUGUUUUUGAAAAGAUGUUGUUGUUAGUCGCGAAGCCAUGUCCAACCCAUUGCAACCCCAUGGACCCAUCGCGACCCCAUUUGCAAAGAUACUGUUUAAGAAAUCUGCAACUGCUCUGGAUCAACUGAUUUCUGUCAAACCUGGAGCCAAGUGCAAUAGUUUUAAAAAAUCCCUAUAUAUGAGGAGUAAAGCACAAUCUUCAAAAUGUACCAUGCUUAUAAAUAUUUUAUAGUUGUACUAAGUAGAAGCAUUUGAGUAGACCGAGAGAUUUAUUAGUGAAAAUAAUAGCUUUUAAUAGUUGGGUCAUCCUUACUCCUAUGCUGAAAGUUUCAGUGUCUUUAUUUUGAAGGGCUUCACUGUAGUUUUCAGUUAUGUCCCUUCUAUUUUGUAGUAGUCCCAUUGAUUUCAACAAAAGGAAUAUUAUAUAAAUGGUUCAGGAUUGUGGCCUUAAAGGAAUGAAUGAAAAGACCAAAAAGAUCAACAUUACAAAUCCAAAUUCAUAAUCUGAAGGAAUUGGGAGUUCAUCAAUGCAGGCACAAAGUUGAAUGUGUUUUCAAGGAAGGAAUAGAGUAAGCCUAAUUAGAAAAGCAAACCACCCAGCCUGCCUUUGACAAUCAAAUCUCUAUGCCUUCAUAAUAUGCAAUUUCUUGUUGAGACUGUAUUGAGUAUUUGAGACUUUGGUUGAUAUGGAAAAGUUGCCUCCAUUUUAAUUUUCGAUAGCUAGGGUCCUACUUUUGCCAAUGUUUUAAUUGGCUUUUUGGCAGAUAAUACAAUUGUCAUAAAGUAAAAUUAGUUGACACAAAUAAAAAGUAAUCUGCUUUUUACCCUUAAGAAAGCAAUGUCCCACUUGCUCUAGGUUGCGGAUAACAUUUUAGAAGAUGCAAAAUGUUAAUGUAUUUUUAUUGACCAAUUUAAAGUAGUACCUAAGCUUUAAUCCUUCUCAGAGGUCCUUUUCAGGCAGACAGACAUGGUUAAAAAAAAUCCUUCACAGUAAAUUGAGCUGAUCCAACCGAAUACUUCAUUUUACUUUUGUGGAUGUUGUCCUUUUGGGAUCAACCACCUCUAUUGAUUACUGCCUUGAAAAAAAUCAGUGAUAUUUUUCAUGGGAUUUCCCUUGGCCUCUGCAGUUUUCUCGCCCUUCACCUCCCCAGAUGCCUAAAUACAGCAUUGCAAUGUUUAUCCUGCCCCUACAGUUGGCUGCAGUAAUGAAACCAUUGGGAUGUAAGCCAGCUGUUUUAUCUAGUAAGAGCUGCAGAAGCUAAUUGUACACCUAAUUUUGUGCCAAAAUAUGCAGACGUUAAAGUUAUAGUAAUUCAAAAUUGGGAUGAAGAGCAGUGCAUUACUGGGCUCUUAUGUGAAUACUUGGAAUAAAAUCAGCUUCCUUUCUAUUUAUAAAAGAACUUUCCAUUAAAGUUCUGAUUAUACCUGGAUUCUGUUUUUCCUACCUCUUUUAUUGCAUUUCUUCUUUCACUGGUCCACUUUUAUACCUAGGAGCAUUGAGAUGGUAUGAGGAAGAGAGUAAGAAAUCGGCAUUCGCCUGAUUAUUAUGACAGCUAAUUACAGUGUAUUUUAAUAGUAAAUAGUGUCUUAAAUGUUGGAAUGCACUUAAGUUUUUGUUUUUUAAAGAGGUUUUACUUUAAGGACUGACCAUUCUUGUUUUCCAAUUUAGCAAGAAGCCUAAUUCAUGUCUCAGAUAUUGGGGUAAGUCUUUCAACUGCAUGGAUAUGCACAGGUUUUCUUGACUUGCAUUUGUCCCCCUAAUGUUACUGUUUACAAUGUAUUUUUGUUAAAACCUUGUAUGCAUUGAAUAACUGUCUUGCUGUCAAGUUCAGACUAAUGCAGCCUUGUCAACAAAGUCACAAACGUAAAAGUAGAGGGAUGUCCACUUGCCUGCUUUCAAAACAUACUGUGUGUACCAGUCAGUUGUUUAGAUGCUUUAAAAAGUUUAUGGUUAACCUGUUGAUGGUCUGCUAAUGUUAGGCUAACAUUCUAAAUCUGCAGGGCUUUAAACAGCUCUACUUAGAGUAUUAACACAUUGCCUAAAGGGAGUUAUGGUCACUUCUAUGUGGAAAAUUUUACUGAUUUAAGUAGAGGCUGUAAUUUUUCAGAGGUCUGAAUUUCUCUUUUAGAAUUCUCACUGCAUUAGAAUUAAUAAGAUUCUCUCAGGAAAAGCAGUGUCAAAACUCUUCAAGCCAGUAGGCAUCAUUACUGUUGUAUCUGGUCUGCAGUGCACAAUGGCUGGUAAUCUCCACAAGUGAAUUAACAUAUUGACUGUGCUAAUUACUAUAUCUGUACAACUGUUCAGUCUGACUGGUAAGCUUACCUUCUUUAAAUUAAAUUGUAAGUCACCUUGGAUGUUGCUUGUGAAUGCCAGUCACUUAUAGUAAACCAGUGUCUACAUGCCUCGCUUGGAGACUUUAGUUUGCAUGGAAAGUUAAGGGCACUCUAGAGAAUUGUUGCAUUGUACCAUGUGUAGUGUCAAAUGUCAGAAUUUCUUAAUGUAGUCUGGAUGUUAGGCUACUAACCUGCUUCUCUGUUCUGAGUGCCUCUUAGCCCCCAAAUAGCACAGCCCUGGUGCUGCAUGCCAUUUUUUGUUUCAAUUUAAGUCAUGUCUUUCCUUGACAAAACAAAGCAGUCACCUGACCAAAGGAAAUCCUCAAAUGGUUUAUCCAAACUGUACUCCCAUUUGGGAAAAGUUGACAACACAGUUGACAGUCAUACUGAAAUAAUGGGACUUCUGUCAUAGUAAAUAUGGUUAGGUUUAGGCUGCUAAUGAUAGACAUGAGUCCUGUUCUUCCUAGCAACAUACAUAGCUUCAGGACAAGGAAGCAUACCAGCUGCCAACAGACUUAGAAAACCAAUCUCUUUUUUAAAGUGAGAUUAUUCUUUGCUACGACAGAACUCCUGUUUUACACUCUGACUUCAGCUUGUAGAGUAGGGUAGAUCUUAGUAUGAUGCCUAAGGUGACAUUAUUACUGUAAUAAUACUGUUUUUAUAGGUUACAUGCAUAUGCACAGAAUCUUCCCAUUCCUAGAUCCAAACUUUUAUAUUGUGUUUGUUUCCAUGAGGCUCACCUUUAUGCUGUGAAGGUAACGACAUGUCAGUACAAUUUAUUUAGGAAAUCUCUGCAGCAUUUCUACAAAUGAUUCUUUACUAUUGUUACAACCUUCACUACAAAGGUCAAAUUACUAUUAUUUAGAUAAGAUACUAUUUGCAGUAUUAUGGAUGGGCCAUUUCCAGGAAGCUACAAGAGAAUGGUGCUAUUGUAAGCAUCUGCCAUCUUCCAGAGGCAUUAACAGGCAGACCUUACUUCCUGGCAUGAGACUUGGACAGUGCAGAUAUUUAGAUAAGAAGGGAUUUCAUUUACUGUUUCUGAUCUUACCCAAGGCUCUAAUUAUGCAAAAGAAGGCCCUGCCUCUCCCUCCAAACUGUCCAUGGUUUGCUUGCGGGGAGAGCUUUGGAGCCAGAAGAAUACCUGCUCGUUCUGUCCUCCAGUAUUUUCUGUAAGGCUCUUUCUUUUGCUCUAUGCUUGCUUGGAAGCGUAAGGGAGGGAAGGGCUUGCUAGAGGACUGAAGAAAGAAGAAACGGUUUGCAGAAGGACAGUGACAGACAUUAAUCCUGUUUUUUUCCCUGUCCCCUAAGUCAGAAAACAUCUUCCUCUUCUUUUUGCCUUCUAGUAAUCACAGAGGACAGGGAAGAAGGGAUUCUUCUUUUAUUAGGGGUGAUCAGAUUAGUGUUCAGCACAUAUAGAAACAAGCAGUAAUCUUGCAGUAAUAGUGGUAUUGCACAGAGUGGACCAAACUGGAAAUGCAUGUCUGUCUGUUUUGCCUCCUUAGUAUUAGGACUAUUUCAAAGCCAUCCUGGUUAUAAGUGGCAGGUUUGCUGAAACAACUCUCUGCAUCCCCUAAACUAUGACUGUUAAUUCAUAGUCCUAAGAAUUUCUUAUUGAUCAGUGAACCUUUUGGGUCGAGUUCUCUUGUAAAAUAUAUCCCUAAAAUCUAUUUUAAAAACUUGCAGUUCAAUAUAUGCUGUACUAAAGUUCUGUAACACUAAAUGUGAUUUCAAUAAACAUUUUAUUUCUCUA